AUGCUACAAAGAAGAGAAAGGGCAUUCGGUGAUGAGAAGGUAUGGACAUGCCAAGGAAGACACCCACUUCCCCAGGUUCAGGCACUGGAGGAGGCCAACACAGAGCUGGAGGGGAAAAUCCGAGACUGGUACGAAGCCCAAGGCCCUGGAGCUAUUGCCUUGGGGACGGGCAGUGAUUUCACUAAAUACAACCCGACAAUCGAAGAACUUCGGAAUAAGAUCAUUUCAGCUACCAUCAAGAACGCCCAGAUGGUCCUGCAGAUUGACAAUGCCCAGCUAGCAGCCGAUGACUUCAGACUGAAGUACGAGAGCGAGCUGGCCCUGCGUCAGAGCGUGGAAGCCGACAUCAACGGGCUGCGCCAUGUCCUGGACGAGCUGACCCUGGCUCGGGCCGACCUGGAGAUGCAGAUUGAGAGCCUGAAUGAAGAGCUGAUCUACCUCAGGAAGAACCAUGAGGAGGAGCUCCCUAGUUUCCAAACUGAAGGCCCUGGCCAGGUCAAUGUGGAGAUGGACGCUGCUCCCGGGAUUGACCUCACCAAGCUCCUGAAUGAUAUGAGGGGCCAGUACGAAGCGAUUGCUGAGCAGAACCGUAAAGAGGCUGAAGCUUGGUUCAUCGAAAAGAGUGGAGACCUGAAGAAAGAGAUCAGCACCCACAGCGAACAACUCCAGUCAAGCCGGAGCGAGGUCACGGAUCUGCGGCGGACUUUACAGAACCUGGAGAUCGACCUCCAGUCUCAGCUGGCCAUUAAAAAAUCCCUCGAAGACACUUUGGCAGAAACCGAGGGAGGCUAUUGCUCCCAGCUGUCCCAGAUGCAAUGCCAGAUUGGCAACGUGGAGGCCCAGCUCAGCCAAGUCCGAGCAGACAUGGAGUGCCAGAAUUCAGAGUAUCAGCAACUGCUCAACAUCAAGGCCAGGCUGGAGACGGAGAUACAGACCUAUUUCCACCUGCUGGAGGGGGAACUGGCCGGAGACUCUUUGGAUGAAACCUUGCCCCCAGAAGGCUCAGUUUCCCCGGCUCAGUCCCUUGAUUCUUCCAAAGACUCCAACAAAACCAGAAAAAUCAAAACAAUUGUGGAAGACACUGUGGAUGGUAAAGUAGUUUCAUCCCAGAUGCAAGAAGUUGAGGAACAAAUCUAA
Tachyglossus aculeatus (Australian echidna) is the source of this 1137-nucleotide messenger RNA. RefSeq names its product keratin, type I cytoskeletal 12-like. Lineage: Eukaryota; Metazoa; Chordata; Mammalia; Monotremata; Tachyglossidae. Bases 1 to 1137 code for a protein of 378 amino acids. The record is from RefSeq and is a predicted model, not a curated record. The transcript has 10 exons. Gene Ontology annotation, molecular function: structural molecule activity.